Hibiscus syriacus is the source of this 1299-nucleotide messenger RNA. Its product is annotated as F-box protein At4g09920-like. NCBI's taxonomy places the organism in Eukaryota, Viridiplantae, Streptophyta, Magnoliopsida, Malvales, Malvaceae. Bases 1 to 1299 code for a protein of 432 amino acids. The record is from RefSeq and is a predicted model, not a curated record. Gene Ontology annotation, molecular function: protein binding. The transcript is spliced from 4 exons.
AUGAAGGGUGUAGACAGGAUUAGUGGUUUACCUGAUUCAAUUUUAGGUCACAUUCUUUCAUUCCUUUCUACAGUAACAGCAGUUCAAACCUCCGUUUUAUCUACCAGAUGGAGAGAUCUUUUUACUUUAGUUUCUGCUCUCAACUUUGAAUUUGAAGAGCAGCAUAUGGACUGGAGCAAGAGGCAUAAAAGUUCCACCGUUAAGAACUUUAUGUGCUUUGUCGACAGAGUGUUGUUUUUCCAUAGGGCAAAUGUCGAUAAGUUUCGUCUGAAAUGCGGCAAAAGGGUUGAUUCUGACCGUAUUUAUGGGUGGAUAUCAGUCGCACUUUGGCGAGGCUAUAAACAUCUUGAUUUAAACAUCACUCUUGAUAAAUUCACUUUGCCUGGUGCUUUGUUUACUUGCAGGACAUUGGUAACUUUGAAACUGGAUAUUGGUUUUGUUUUGGAUGUUCCAAAGGGUGUUCAUUUUCCGAAUCUAGAGACUCUUCAACUCAAUUCUGUUGAAUUUUUUAAUGAUAAUUCAGUUAUAAAUCUUUUCUCCAGCUGCAGUAGUCUUGAAGAUGUGGUUAUAAGUAGAUGCAACAUGAAGAACAUAAGUAGCUUCAAUAUUUCGCAUCAUUUUCUCAAAAAAUUGACUAUACUUGACUUGUGUAAUAGUUCCAAGUAUUGGUUAAUGAUUGAUACUCCUAAUCUGGCCUACUUCAGAUACAAUAACUGCAUCAUAGCAGGGUAUUCACUGGAGAAUCUGACAUCUAUUGUCUGUGCAGACAUUCAAUUUCAAAUCAAAGAUGACGACGAUCUUCUAGUCGAUAUAACAGAUUUUUCUAAAGUGUUCUGUAUAGUUGGUUCACUUACUCUAUCACUUUAUUCUCUGCAGCUUCUCUUACGUUGUGAGUCACUUCCUGUUUUUUCUACCAUGAUUAAAUUGAAGAUAUGUUCUGGUUAUCAUCGUUGGUUGAAGGAUGGAGGACUUGAAACUUUAUUGUCAAGGUCGCCUGAACUAGAAAAACUUUCCUUUCCUCGGGAAGCUCUCAGAUCUCUGCCCGAAGAAGUGCCUUCUUGUUUGUUGUUUAAACUGAAGGCUAUUGAAAUUUCGUUCUUCGAAAAUAACGAAGAAUGUAUACGAAAGGCAAAGUAUAUCAUAAAGAAUGGUGGAGCUCUUGAGAAUUUUACAAUAUUUACAUACGGAUACGGUGAUGAAAAAGAGAGAUUGAAGAUAUCCAAAGUGUUGUUGGCUUCCCCAAGGAAAUCAAACAAGUGCAAUUUCUUGAUUUGCUUGUCAAAUUUUAUAUUGAGAUAG